AUGUACGCGAGGUACAUUCCACCUGCAAAGCCUGCGGGCACGCCAAAGGCGGCAGCAUCUUCGCAGCCCCCCAUACCGAGCCCAACGCCUGCCGCCACGCCGCAAGCUGUGGGCGCCCCGGGCUUCAGCUAUGCUCGGUACGUGCCUGGAGCCAAUGCCAGUCCGAAGCCGCCUGUGCCACCAGCCGUGCACUACUUCGAUGACGAGGAGCCCACGUCGUCCAGCGUCAAGCGAAAGCGCACUGUUGAUGAGGAGGGGCAAACAGAGUCCUCCGCCAAGAAAUCCAAGAAGACGCAGAAAGACGAGGAGUCACAGGGGCGCGAUGCCAAUGGCGUCAGCAGUUCGAAAGACGACGAUGCAGAAGGCACGAAAUCGCCGAAGGUGACCAAUAGUGGAAAGGCAAAAAAGGGGAAGAAAGAGAAGAAGCAAAAUGAGCUUGAUAACGACAUGGAAAUUGAGGAUCCAAAAUCGACAUUAAAUGGCGACACCAGCCCCGCAGAGCAAAACAGCGCCGGCGAGGAGCUCGUCGAGUCCAAGGCAGAGCGCAAAGCGAAGAAGGGGAAGAAAUCGGACGCCAGCAAAAGCGACAAGCAACAAGAUCGGGACGAGGUCAUUGAGGAUCCAUCCGAACCGAUCGUACAAGAGGAUCAGCCAAUGGUCGACGCUCCGAAUGACACUACAGAGCCUGCCUCGGGCAAGAAGGAGAAGCGGAAAAGGGAGAAGAAGAAGAAGAAGGCGAAGUUGGAGAAGGGGGACACGGUAGAGAAAACCGACAAACGACACAAGACAGUGCUGGAGCGCAAAACCAAAUCGCUGAAGCUGGCUGACAAGUUUGCUGCUGAGGCGGUAUCAGAGUCGGAAGAGGAGCCAGAAGAGGUGCACGAUCUCGAGCCGUUGCCUCAACCGAAGCUUGUAUCUGUGGAGACACCCAACCCAACAUACGAGACGCUGCCUGGAUGGCUGGCUGAUCCCAUUCGCGUGGCUGAGGAUACAAGGACUCCUUUCUCGGAGCUCGGUCUCCUUCCCAAGACUGCGCGCGUGCUGGAGGAGAAGGGGUUCCCGGAUGCCUUUGCCGUCCAGACAAAGGCGAUCCCAUUGUUACUGCCGACUAGCAAGCAACGGCCCGGCGACCUGCUGAUUUCUGCGGCAACCGGAUCCGGAAAGACACUGGCAUACGCUUUGCCGAUUGUCAGGGAUAUCAGUCAAGGCCUCGUCACCAGGCUCAGAGCGCUCGUUGUGCUUCCCACGCGAGAGCUGGUCAAGCAGGCGCAGGAUGUCUUUGAGCUCUGCGCCAAGGCGUACGAAGGCGGCAACCGCAAGCGAGUCCGCAUCGGCGUCGCCAUAGGCAGUCAGACCCUCAAGUCAGAGCAAGCGCAUCUAAUGGAGCAGCAAUCACGAUAUGACCCGGAAGCCUACAAGCGCAUACAGCAAGAAAGGCAAGGAGAUCUGUCCGAUGUUACGCAUCUAUCAAAUCUCGACCCUGAUGAGACAGAUCCACGGCUGGGUCCUUGGGAAGGGGAGGUGGUCGACUUCUUCUCCAAGGUGGACGUACUUAUUUGCACACCCGGACGCUUAGUCGAGCACCUGGAGCAGACACCAGGCUUCGAUCUUGAUUAUGUUCGCUGGCUCGUUGUCGAUGAAGCUGAUAAGCUGCUGGCCCAGAGCUUCCAGGGGUGGCUGGACGUGGUCCUGGAAAAGUUCAAGACCUCAAAGUUCACUGCGCGCGAGUUCCCGGACAUGGAUCUGGAAGGCGUGCGCAAGGUCAUUCUUAGCGCCACAUUGACACGCGAUCUCAGCCUGCUCAACCAGCUUGCGCUGCGGCGACCACAGUUGAUUGUGCUGGAGAGCGAGGGCGACGCGCUGAUUGCGGAACACGCGCUGCCCGCCUUGCUGGAGGAGUUUGCCAUCCGUGUGCACAACACCAACCUGAAACCGCUGUACCUGCUGGAGCUGCUCAAGGCUGGUCACAUGAAGAGCGCUGGCGCUGCGCCGAGCAACAACGAUGCCGCCGCAGACGAUGGCUCGGACACCUCGUCAGACGAGUCUGAUGACAGCUCCUCAGCAGACGACACGAGCUCUGACGACGACUCGGAUUCCGACUCGGACGCAGAACCAAAGCCGUCCAAGUACCAGCUCAAAAAGUCGACGCUCCCCGUGUCCCUCAUUUUCACAAAGUCCAACGAGGCAGCUCUUCGUCUCUCACGACUCCUCACUCUACUCGACCCAUCACUAUCACCGCACAUCAGCACCCUCACGUCAACAACGCCCACCAACGUCCGACGCAAGACCCUACGCGCGUUCACGACACCCUCGUCACCGAUCCGCAUCGUCAUCGCCUCCGACUUGGUCGCCCGUGGUAUCGAUCUACCCAAGCUCGAGCACGUCAUCAACUACGACCUGCCCCCGAGCGCGGCAGGCUACGUGCAUCGUGUCGGACGUACCGCCCGUGCGGGCCGCGCCGGUCGGGCGUGGACGCUCGUCGGCGACGACGAGAGUGGUUGGUUCUGGGGCAAGAUCGCCAAGGGGGCGGGCAUCAGGCGUGCGCAAAAAGUCGGCCGCGUCCGGAUUGAGGAAAUGGGCGAGGAGAGGGUGGCGAAUUACGAGGCUGCAUUGGAGAAACUUGGACAGGAAGCGAUGGAUGCCCGAAAGCGAUGA
This is a messenger RNA of Emericellopsis cladophorae, 2655 nucleotides long. Its product is annotated as DEAD-like helicase. Gene Ontology annotation, cellular component: nucleus. The transcript has a single exon. The record is from RefSeq and is a predicted model, not a curated record. Lineage: Eukaryota; Fungi; Ascomycota; Sordariomycetes; Hypocreales; Bionectriaceae. The coding region runs from base 1 to 2655 and encodes 884 amino acids. Gene Ontology annotation, molecular function: ATP binding; nucleic acid binding.